This is a messenger RNA of Strongylocentrotus purpuratus (purple sea urchin), 1916 nucleotides long. It is a transcript of the gene nme5, whose product is annotated as nucleoside diphosphate kinase homolog 5. The transcript has 5 exons. Lineage: Eukaryota; Metazoa; Echinodermata; Echinoidea; Camarodonta; Strongylocentrotidae. Gene Ontology annotation, biological process: GTP biosynthetic process; CTP biosynthetic process; negative regulation of oxidative stress-induced intrinsic apoptotic signaling pathway. The record is from RefSeq and is a predicted model, not a curated record. The coding region runs from base 83 to 736 and encodes 217 amino acids. Gene Ontology annotation, molecular function: nucleoside diphosphate kinase activity.
AGGGCGGAGUUAUUGUUACUUGGCAACAGAAGCAGCUGUCAAACGGAUUUCGUGAGCAAAUAUUUCUUUAAAAUUUAUCAAAAUGCCUCAAAACGACGUAGAAAACAGAAUGAUGGAGCCUCCUCAGGUUUAUGUGGAAAGGACUCUUGCUCUUAUAAAACCAGAUGCAAUCGACAGAGCGGAUGAAAUCGAGGAAAUUAUACUGCAGUCAGGAUUUACAAUAUUGCAGAAACGCAGAGUCCACCUCACACCAGAACAGAUGAGUGAUUUCUAUGCAGAACACUUUGGCAAGAUGUUCUUCCCAAGUCUGGUUGCUUACAUGAGUAGCGGCCCUAUCAUUGCCAUGGUCUUAGCAAGGGAGAAUGCAAUUGGAUACUGGAGAGAGCUGUGUGGCCCAACCAACAGCAUGAAAGCCAGAGAAACACACCCAGACAGCAUCCGCGCUAUGUAUGGUAUUGAUGAUCAACAGAAUGCUGUACAUGGGAGUGAUGGCUAUCAUAAUUCAGAGAGAGAAAUCAGAUUCAUGUUCCCAGACAGUGUGAUUGAACCUAUUCCUGUUGGUCAAGUAGCCAAGGACUACCUUGCCAAGGUGGUGAACCCAACUCUCCUCAAGGGACUCACAGAGCUCUGCAAACAGAAGCCUAAAGACCCAGUGAUGUGGUUAUCUGACUGGCUGCUGGUGAACAACCCGAAUAAGCCAACAAUAAAUGAAGGUUUCACUGUCGAAGAGCCUUAGAGAUCCCCCACUCAAGAAUGAACUAAAUACCUAUGAACAGAGAUUCCAUAACAACGUUAUAUCUUACUAUCAUCCAAGGGGACCGCCUUCGACAAGCAUGUCUGAAUAGAGUCAACACUUCAUCUUCGUUCAUUCCAACGCAGCAAGCACCACUCAAUUUUUCGGUUUACUCGACUUGGAUUUAAUAAUCUUCAAGCUCGUACUACUAGGGAGACACCAAUGCUACAUUGGUAUUCAGUUCAACCAAUGAAAUGUAAAAGUUAAGGAAUGCAUAAUGCCACUUCCCUGUAUAUCAAAGUAUAUUUUGGUACAACAUGUAUUUCCUGUUUCUACUAGAAUUAAGAUAUUGCAAUUGCCAAUAGAAAAGAAAGCUCUUUGAAAAUUUACAUUGUUUAUGAAAUGCUUUUCAGACCAAACUUUUCUGUACGCCCGAGAGCCCUUUUAUAGCUUUUACAACCGUGUCUACUCAGUAGUUCAUGAUUCAAUUGACUUUUGAAGGUGUAAUUUAUAUCUAAAUAUUCGAUUUGCCUUGGAUAACUUAUAUUCCUACUGGAAAGACGAUUGGAAAAUACUCAGAGGGAUCGGAUAAGUUAUAUGAUAUUUCAGCAUUCUCUUGUAAUAAGAAAAUAAGAAAAUAAAUUAAAAUAAACAAUUUGUACAUAUAUGUUUUAUGAACUUGACAUCAUCUAUUUCUAUAAUUAUAAGCCUCUCCUUUACAUGUAGGAGAUCUUUAAUGUGUAUUCUCAUGUCAAUGAUAUUGUCAUUAUCUAUUCAUUCAGUUUGGGAGUGGGGUAUGCUAUGCCUUCCUUACAUUUCACAAUGAUCAUUUCAUUGUUAUUCAAUUAUAUUUUGUUUCACUACAUUUAUUUCAUUGUCGAAUGCCUAGCAGUACAUUGAAGAUGUUUCAGUUUCUAUGACAUUGAUGGAUGUAUGAUGUGUAUCAAAUUUCUCAUAAUUUUAAAUAUGAAGAAAGACUAAACAAAAAAUGAAAGAAAAGUAUCACAUCACUACAGAAGGAAUACUGAUUAGGGUUCACAUUCAAUGUGUUUUUGAUGAUUUGAAAAUCAAUCUCUCCCACUUUCUCUCUCUCUCUCUCUCUCUCUCUCUCUCUCUGUACAGCUGUGAAUAUAUGUAUAUUUUGUUUAUAUUUUGAAUGAGUAAAUGAUAAUUGAAAAGAGAA